AUGGAUAUGCCAGUAGCGUCGUACGCCCAGCUAAAAGCUGCGGGAAUACAAGAAGUUCUAUGCGUAUGUACUUUGGACACUAAUAAUGUGUUGGUAGCGUGUUUAGGAACCACGGACCUUUUUCAAUUGGCUGUUGAUGACUGCAGCAUAAAGGUCACUGAAAUAUACGCUUUGGACUUAAUGACACCAGCAUCUAAAUUGAGAUAUGCUUCGUCAAUAGGGACUGUUUUUGCACUGAGUGGACAUGUGGUGUAUUCCGCAUUGCUGAGUAAUGCCACAACAAAUGAUGUUAUAGGAAUCCGUGAUUUGUCAACAGCACGUGUCAGAGAUUUUGAUAUUGUCAUUGUGGAGGAAGGUGUGUUUGUUGCGCUUUUAGGGGAAUACGAAGUAUUUGUUUCUAUAUGCAGUAGCGACGGUACGUUUCCCUUGAGCCAGUUUUACGUGGGGUAUAACGAGAUAUGCAGUUGGGUAACAGCUGACUGUUUGUCUUGUUCAGGACAGGGUAUCUUAAGUUUUUACGGUGUGGAUGGUACCUUUAUGCAUUCAGUCGGAUCACGUAAUCAGCCAGCAAUAUGCGCAAGCCCUUUAACGGAGUGCUUUUCAUGUGAUGAUAUACCGUUGAAAUUUCAGACAGGAAAGAACUUUAUAGUUCUUUUUGAACGUGGCGGGGCGUACUUUUCGCAUUAUCUUGUUGUGUACUCGCAAUUAGCCAAUACCAUUUCGGAAAUUCUAGAAUUUUCUAUUUUUGCUAGUUUGCCACCGAAAUCCGUAUUUUCUGUUGGGCCAUGGGUUUGUGUAAGUGGUGUAUUUGGUUUGGAGUUUUAUGAUUAUCGCACAGGCGCAUAUGCUCAAUCUUCGCUCGAAACAGUGGUGACAGAUAGUUGUUCAUUCGCAACCAUUUGCAUGGACUCCACUUUGACUCCUUCCGAUGUUCUCUACUCGAAACCACGAUAUGGAAUUGCCGUUUCUAAAAAUUUCAUUUGCACUUUCUGCAUUCGCUCUAUUAUUGAUGUCGUAGACGAACUAAAGGAUGAUGCUGCGUUUCAUGCAGAUUUGCUACAGAGUCUUUUAGUUUUUGGUCGAUCUGUUCGAGCUAAAAGAAGGAUGCGUUCUUACUGUCGACGUGAUGCUGUGCUAGAUUCAAGUAUGCUUUUUUCUGAAUAUGGAUCGAUUUUGGCGAAGUUUCAUAUUCCACAGAGCGGUUUUCCUAGUAGGAAAAAAAGUUUAUCUGAAAAUAUGAGGCGCAGUCCCGCAUGCAUUAUUUGUGGAAGUGAAUUUGUAUUUGCUUCAAAUCUUCAUCCUUGUGCAAUGUGCUCUUUGUGUGUUUGUUCUGAGUGCUCAUUUGUACGAGAUCUGCGUUUGUAUGGGUAUGACAGUAUGGGUAUGAGCUGUGUUGUUUGUGUUUACUGUGAUGGAAGAUGUGAUCUCAAUUUGUAUCGUCUGUUUUUGGCACGUCGGUACACUCAAUUACUUGAUUACAUGGAGCGAUACCCAGAACGAUGUUUCAAGUUAACUCUUACCCAGGUUAUUCCUUCUGUUCUUCAGCAAUGUUUUCAAGAACGAAAAUAUGAUCUCUGUGCAGAGCUUCUUGAGAAAUACGUGCCAAAAAACGGGGCUUUGUGGGAUCAAUGGGUUCUUCGCUUUGGAUUGCAAAAAGAGAUACAAUGUCUUGCCCGUGUACACAAUCCUAAAGAUACGGAUCAAACAGUGAGUACUGGUAUUCUGCUUCAGCUGGUAAAAUGUGAUGCCAGAGUCUUAUUUUCACUGUUACAACGCUGGCCAAUUUCAUCAUACAGUGAUCAAAUAGUUUUACUUGGUAUCGCGUCUCGGCUUUCUUUUAAAAAAAAAGAAGCUUGUGCCUUACAAGAAUCAUGCCAAAUAGGGAAAUUGACAUUAUGGGAAAGGCAGAAUGCUAUUAGUAGUCUCUAUUUUGAUGAUGAAGUUGAUCAACUUCUUCGGGCGUAUCUUCAUCUAUGUUUUCAAAAUAAGAGAUACAUGGAUGCAGCAAAGGGUUACAUGGAAUACUUCAUAAUAAUGCUUCCUUUUCCUGAAGAAAAGCGUGAAAGAAGUUACGAAAUGUUUGAAGGUAUUAUAUUACGCAGAGAACCUGUACGUGAGUUUCCACCACCAGAUGUGAUAGAUUUUUGGGAUUUGUUGACAAGCAAUGGUAUUCUCCAUGAAUUUGUGCGUCUAAAGGAUUCCACUGGUACUACUGUUUUUUUGACACCUCUCCUCAUUCAUUACCGUGAAGAAUUUGGGAGGUAUCUGGUUGAUUCGCUUCAUGUUGAUCUUAUUGAUGACGUAUUGCAAUCUGUCGUUUGUGAAUUAAGAAAGGAACAACCUGGAAAACUUCUACACGUAUUGGAUGCUUUAACAAAAGUGUCCCCCGUAGUAACAUCUUGUUAUCAUUCUCUCAUGAGUGAGCUCUAUUUGGAGUAUGCCCCAGAAAAACUAUUUUCUUUUAUUCAGCAUCCACAAGUAAGUGGUUUGGAUUGGAAAAAGCUCGCUAGAGCUCUUGAAAAGAGGAAUAUGUUUCGAGAACUUGUUUACAUUAUCGGGAAAACAGGUAAUAAUGUGGAGGCGGUUCGCAUGGCAAUUAGGUGUAUGAAGAGUGUUCCAUUCGCUUUAGAAUAUAUCAAGGAUCACCCUGAUGAUCCACGUCUAUGGAACUUACUUGUAUCUAAUGUGAUUCAGUCUCCUGUCCUUAUUGGUGAUAUUCUUGACGCCGUGGACGAUUUUAUGGAUAUUGAAUUUCUUCUACAAUCAAUUCCAGAAAAGAACCGUCUGAAUGUUCCACAUAUUGGACCCCGUUUGAAGAGGGCCCUUCGAAGCAAAUGGUGCGUUGAACGUGUUGCAGAAUCCUCAGUGAAUUCCAUUUUCGAGGAUAAUUUUGCGUCAUUGGGAUAUUUGAAGCAACAAAUGUGCAAGGCGGCGCGGUGUAAACCGAGUUCGGUAUGUGGCUUAUGUGGCCAAGUUAUCUUAGGGGAAUGUGUUGUGGAUGGUUUUGGUGUGCCGUUUCACGAUACUUGCUUUCAUUGUCCGUCUGUGCAAUGUCCGUUGAAUACAAAACGAAUAUUUGGGCAAAAUUGUAAACCAAGAAGAAAUAAGGAUGAUUACUCUGAAAUGGAUUACAUCGAAUAUUGCACCAAUAGAGCUCUUGGUGUUACAAACCUGCUUAAACUUUUGCCUGAGGGACAAAUUCACCACAUUCUUUCCUACCUUUCUAUACAAGAGCGGAACGUUUGUAGACGUGUUAGUCGUGGAUUUCGAAAAGCUUUGGGUUCGUUUUACAUGUUUGCUAAACGAGAAGACGAUCAUGUGCGCAGUCGCUACUACGCUCGCUUGGACAAUACAGAGAGUGGGAGUUGCUUACAAACCGUGCACCUGGGAAAAGUUCCCUUGUGUAGUCCUUGA
Trypanosoma grayi is the source of this 3414-nucleotide messenger RNA. Its product is annotated as putative vacuolar protein sorting-associated protein 41. Bases 1 to 3414 code for a protein of 1137 amino acids. Gene Ontology annotation, cellular component: late endosome; HOPS complex. Gene Ontology annotation, molecular function: protein binding. The record is from RefSeq and is a predicted model, not a curated record. Lineage: Eukaryota; Euglenozoa; Kinetoplastea; Trypanosomatida; Trypanosomatidae. Gene Ontology annotation, biological process: macroautophagy; cellular response to starvation; endosomal vesicle fusion. The transcript has a single exon.